AUGAUAGGAUAUGGUCCCAACACGAGAGUCGGCUGUGCAGCGAAAGAAUGUGGAGAUAAAAUACAUGUGGCAUGCGCUUUCGGAGAGGGACCCAAGCCGGAAUUCCCAUUAUAUCUAACGGAACGAGAAUGCGAGGAGUUCAUGAAGGAACACAGCCUUCCAGAGGUAAAGGCACUUGCGGAACGCUAUCGUUGCGGUGAAGAGUAG
Molecule: messenger RNA, 207 nt
Organism: Strongylus vulgaris
Lineage: Eukaryota; Metazoa; Nematoda; Chromadorea; Rhabditida; Strongylidae
Source: the annotation of a GenBank genome assembly